This is a messenger RNA of Anopheles gambiae (African malaria mosquito), 5217 nucleotides long. RefSeq names its product zinc finger FYVE domain-containing protein 9 (gene Sara). Gene Ontology annotation, cellular component: early endosome membrane. Bases 288 to 4472 code for a protein of 1394 amino acids. The record is from RefSeq and is a predicted model, not a curated record. Gene Ontology annotation, molecular function: metal ion binding. Gene Ontology annotation, biological process: endosomal transport. Lineage: Eukaryota; Metazoa; Arthropoda; Insecta; Diptera; Culicidae. The transcript is spliced from 5 exons.
UCAUUAAGAUGUCAAAUCGGUCCGAAUGACAUCACCUUCUCUUGAAGUCAUCUGACAGAUGAUAAACAGGUUGUAAGCAAAAGGAAAAUUAUGUCUAGACAUAGUUCGGCGUAAUAAUAGUUUUCUGUGGAAGAUUUAGUUCGCAAAGUGAAAAAUCUGCGUGAAAAUCUCUUCCUAUGAAAGCGGUACCGUGCUAGCUGCGGAUAGGAUUGGCAAACGGGUGUCCUUGAUCGACCACUUAGAGGGCGGUUCCGAUUGCGCACAUCGGAAGCUACCCCCGCCACACAAUGGAUUUGGUAGACAUUGACAAGGUGUUGGACGAUCUUGAACUGAACGAGGACGACGGCAACAGCGUUGCGACGAGGCCAGCGGACGCCAAGGCCACAGUGAAUGGCACGGCAGCGGAUCCACAGUCGGCAGUGGUAGCUGCUCUCGGACCGGCGACAGCUGCGCAGGAAAAGCUAAAAUUUAAGGCCAACGUAGUUAAUGUGUCAACCGUGUUUUCAAGUCUGAACGAGUAUGUGAACGCGGGCGGAACAGAGUUGGGCGGAGCGACGAAGCAUGUGAGCCUCCCGGACUCGCAUGAUCUGGGCAUACCCAGUGAGCGGAAGCCACUCCUGACUCCUCCGUCGACCUCUUCGAUUUCAUCGGAAGUGAAAACAUCCUCCGCUGCGGCUACGUCAUCCUCUGUGCCGACUUCCCCACAGCACGUCGCGUCCACUCCGGCAACAUCGCCCGAUUCUUCUGCCUCCUCGGUGUCCUGCUGUUCGUCACGGGUCGCUUCCUCAUCGGCAUCGUCUUCUGCGCAUUCUUCUUCCGCGUCGUCGUCAUCGUCGUCGGCGUCCAGCAGCGAUGUGGAAGAGGCCGACAAGCAGCAGGAAGCCAAAGGGCAUGAGCUGGCUCAUGAAAAGCUUCCCGAAGAGCUAUCGUCCCUGAGCGGUGAUGAUUACGUGCUGGACACAUCGUCGAUGACCACGCUGGCCACCACCAAUGAGGGAGGGGCACGAAAGGGCACGACGGCUGGCGAUGCACAGGAUACGUCGGCGUUCUCUUACAAGAACAGCCUGUACUCGGACACGCUGAGCAAUGAUGUGAUAAAUUUGGAAGGAAUCUCGUCCAUCUCCUCCAUUGUGGCCGUCGAUCUGUCGCGAAGCGGCCAGGUGCCGCUGGUGCGCGAAACCAAUGAAGUGGUGGAGGGAGCGCCAGUAGCAAAGGAUGAGAUAGAAACGACGGCGCAGGACGAUGUGGAACGGCCGGGCAAGCCGCACGAGGGCGAAGAUGCUCGUAAACCGGUGAUAGGGUUCGAAUCGACGAUGGACGAUGUGUCCGACACGGAGCUAGAGAGCUAUCUGCAGGAGCUGGAGGAGUUUGAUUUUCGCAGCGUGAAUGUAGAAUCUGCGAUGCCACCGAAGCCAAACGCAGAGUCCGUUACCGAGUUAGACCCUGCGGUAACCACAGAAUCACAGCAACCGGAGAUUGAUGCCCCUGCUGGUGGAGAUGUAGAGCACGGUUCAAUGAUCGUGCAAGAUCGCGCUGCAGAUGAGAACAGUAUCGAUAGUCGUAGUGAUGAUGAAAUCAGUCCCAGUUCCUCCCGUGGCGAGAACGAGGACGAUCUGAUCUCGCAAGCAUCUACGCUGGAGUUUAACGAUUUGGCGAUGGGCGCAACUGCGGCAGUGGUCGCAACAACACCAGUAGCUGCAGCCGUGGAUCCAUCGGAUAGAGCCCUGGCAGCAGCGUCGGAGUUGGAAAUUCCCAUCCCAAUCGAUACGGAGGAACCGGGUGACUUUACGCUGGAUGAGGAUGGAAGUGAGAUAAGGUUCAUCGAUUGUACGGAAACGGAGUCGGAGCGUCGGUUGGGACAGUCGGCUGCCGGCGAAGAUGAUCCGGCGAACGUUGUGCCGCAUCCGGAACGGCCAACCUCGCUAGAACUUGGCAGUGUGGCCGUGGUGAACGAAGCCGGCUUGACGGAUGGUGGCAUAGCAGCCUCCCCCGGACACACGCCUCCUUCAUCCCGCGUUAUCGUUCCCGAGCAGGGGCUUGCACUAUCUUCCACAAGCUCGGACGAUUUUGGAACGUCGAUCGAAGCACGGACCGCAUCACAUGCAGCGGAAGAGGAAGCAGCGUCACGGCUAGCCAUUGCCGAUCCGAUUCAAUCGCCGAUAGCCGCUCCAGUGCCGGUCGUCCCGCUGCUAAGCCCGGCACAGGCACAGCUCGGCAAGAUACAGCCGUUCUGGGUGCCGGACAAUUCAACCAAAUUCUGCAUGCAGUGUAACCAAAAGUUUUCCGUCAUCAAGCGACGCCACCACUGUCGGGCAUGCGGUCAGGUGCUCUGUUCGACGUGCUGCUGUCUGAAGGCCAAGCUGGAGUACCUGGGCGACGUGGAGGCCCGGGUGUGCAUCGAGUGCGACGUGAUACUGAGCAUUCAGCAGCAGCAGGCGAUGGAGGCCGAACAGUAUCAGCUGGCGGGAAUGCAGAGUGGCGAUAGCCGCAGCAGCCUGGCGGUGUCCGGUGCCAGCGGUCAGCGGCAGCCAAAUCCGAACAACCCGAUGGAGUACUGCUCGGUGAUUCCUCCGUUGCAGCAGGCCGCCGCCAGCAACCAGCCCCAGUCGCCCAUCUCGGUGAUGGUCCCGGUGGGAGUGUUGAAGCGUGCGGGAGCCCCUAGGAACAUGCGCAAGGAUAAGAACGUCAUCUUCAGCGACGGUAUACGGCCGGGGUGCGAUCUGACCGAGCUGGAUCAAAACUGGGACGCCGUGCCGACCCGCACCUCGCCCCCGAGAGGCCGCAAACCGAGGGUCCAGACACCGCCCGGUGGGGAGGAUGACGUUAACGCCAUUCCGCGCGUUGGCGGCCAGUUGGCGUCGCUGAUUCCGGCCGAGGAAAACAAACUUCCACCGGUGCUGAAGCGAAUCAGCCCCACGGAGAGCAAGCUGGUGGAGAUCGAAAACGACGCAUCGUUGCUGGAGGGAUUGCGCGAGGUAACACUGACGUUCGCGAUCCAGAAGAACUUCCACGUGCUCGUGACGGUGGUGGAGCUGGCGUGCUGCAUCAAUCGAACUGUGAUCAACUUCACGACCCGCGGGCUGCACUACGUGGGCCAGGACGAGAUAAUCAUCCUGCUCGUGCUGGGCGAUUCGCGCGUGCUUCCGAAGGACAUUUUCGUGCACCUGAACGAAAUCUACUGCGAGGCAGACCGGGGCCACAUCAUCACCGAGCUCGGGUUUUCGCCCGCCCGGUCGAACAACUUCCUCGGCUCGAAGAACCACGGCGGGUUUCUGUACGUGCGCCCGACCUACCAGUGCAUGAAGGCGGUCAUCGCGCCCGAAGCUCCGUACUUGAUCGGCAUCCUGAUACACCGGUGGGAGGUGCCGUGGGCGAAAAUACUGCCCCUGCGGCUGAUGCUGCGCCUCGGCGCCCUCUACCAGUACUAUCCGUGCCCGCACGUGAGCGAACGGGAGCGCGAAUCCGUGUACGUCGAGAUUGCGCAAACGAUCGUGAACCUGCUGGCGGACUUUCGGCACUUUAGCUACACCAUUCCGAGCGUGCGGGGCAUGGUGAUCCAUCUGGAGGAUCACAAGACGAGCAUCCUGAUACCGCGCAACCGCUACGAGCAGAUGGUGAAGGUGGUGGACGGGUCCAGCGAGCAGCUGAUGGCGGUGGGCGGCAACUUUAGCAAACUGGCGGACGGCCAUCUGGUGUGCAUACAGAACACGGAGUCGGGAUGCCCGGAAGCGACGCAGUACACGACGCAGGCGAUCGACAUCGAGAGCCAACCGCGCAAGGUGACCGGAGCGAGCUUUCUCGUGCUGGACGGUUCGCUCAAGCCCAACUCGGGCCUGACCGGCCGGUGCACCAUCCUGGAGGAUGGGCUGCGGGUGCUGAUACCGCCGGUGAAGCUGCAGCUCGUCAAGGAGGCGCUGAAAGCGAUGAAAGACUAUCAGAUCGUGUGUGGGCCGACCGAGGGAGACGACAGCCAGAAGGAGCUGGUGUCGAUCGAGUGGACGUCGAACGAUUUGAACUUCAACAUAGGCGUCACGUCGCCGAUCGAUCGGAAGGCGUUCGACGGUGUGCCAAGCAUUCGGGUCCACCGGGGCACGGACUAUUCCAACUCGAACCACAUCAUCCGCUGGACGGAGGUCUUUAUUUUAAAGGGAGACGAAGAAUCUAACCAUCCCGGUGAUCCGAUCAACAUGUCGAAGAUUUCGGAAACGGUCGCCAAAACGGCUUGCAAGGCACUGGUUGAGUAUCUGGAUCUGCUGGCGUCAAACGGACACACCAAACUAGCCCUGCGGAUUAGCUCCAAUCGCGGUCAGAUGGCGUACGUGGCGGGAAGUGGCGGAAACCAGCUAGCUCCUCUAUAUUCGAACGCGCUCGGACAGGCGGUGAUGGAGCUGCUGGAACGGCAGGCCACGGCGCUACAUCUCGAUCUGCACGAUAUUGUAUUCGAACUGAUAUUCCACAUUCUUGACAAGUAGUUAUUCAAACGCUAAGGACUGAAUCGACCCGUGCGUGGUCCCUGAACCUGCGACCACAGCCAACCUGUGAGCCUAUACGAUAUGUUCGAAAAGUAUCGGUUGGUUUUUCUUUUGCGGUUCCGUUACGUUUUGAUUAGAAGAUUGCUUCUUCGUGUUUUUCAUUCACCAACCAGGCCGGCAGUUGGCCGGCAUGCCGGGUCUCUCCAAAGAGCGAAUGUAUUGAGGAUUGUAUUAUUUGCUUCGAACAAACCAACCCCUAUAAUAACCAAGUGCUAGCCUGGCCGCCCAGGUAGAGUAAAACGGACGCGGUCACACAUUCACGGGGUGCAUAGCAAACCGAAGUAGUCGACAAAAGUCGAGCGGGAUAGAGAGGAAGGAAACGUUCACACCAGGGUGCACACCGUGAGUUAUAUAGAGUAUAUAUAGAGUAUACAUAUAUACAUAGAUAUAGAUAUAUAUAUUUCUUAUAUAUAGUUAAAAUUAUUGAAAGGAAGAGAGCCAGUCACCAAGUUUAUUAUGUCGCUGUUUAUAGGUAGACGCGGUGGAAGGGGAGGUAUAUUUAUAUUUGAUUUGGAAGUUUUAGUGCCGACGGACAACAACAACAACAGAAACGGGAUUGACGCAAUAUAAUGGCAGCAAAUUGGCAUUGCAAUGAUAGUUAUUACAUUCAAAUCGGAACGUUGGCCCAAGUUGCAAGCAUGAUAAUAGCAAAUAUAUUAGUGCACGCGAGUGCACCUACCACGUA